This is a messenger RNA of Scophthalmus maximus (turbot), 963 nucleotides long. RefSeq names its product integumentary mucin C.1-like. The annotation marks the transcript as partial. The transcript has 5 exons. The record is from RefSeq and is a predicted model, not a curated record. Lineage: Eukaryota; Metazoa; Chordata; Actinopteri; Pleuronectiformes; Scophthalmidae.
UUCAUCAUGAGGACGCUGCUUCUUUCUCUGACUCUCAUCUGGGCGCUCUCCACUACAGGUGCAGCACUUGAGUGUCAAUCCUGCACAACUAGUGUCUGUAAUGUCACAGCACCACUGACAUGUUCCUCAGAGACGAUGUGUAUAACAGCCUCCAUUCAAACCACUUCAGGUGGAGCUGCAGGACAGCAAAUCAUCAAGGCGUGUGCAUCGUCCUCCGUGUGUCCAGCCACGGGCUCUCAGACAUUUUCAGUCAACCUGGGUGUUUCCAGUUCACUUGCAUCUGCUCUCUGCUGCGACACAGAUAACUGCAACUCAGCCAUUCUACCUUUCCCGGCUGUUCCAGCAGAUAACAGCCGACAGUGUUACUCUUGUAACUCCGUCACCUCUGACUGCACCACUACAUUACAAUGUAAGGGAACAGAGGAUCACUGCUUUCAAGCUACUGUGACCAAUGGGGCAACAUCUUCUCCAGCUUUUGGCUGCGCAUCUACAAACUUGUGUGCAGCUGCUUCCAGCCUGGGGACGCUACCAUUCAUGCAAAAUGUUGGCACCAUCACAGAUGGACCAGUCUGUUGUUUGAAUGCUUUAUGUAAUACUCUUACAACAACGGCUGCCACAACAACAACAACUACAGUCCCGACAACAGCAACUGCUGCCACAACAACCGCAGCCCCCAAAACAACUACUACUGUACCAACUACAACAACUGCUGCCCCAACAACAUCAACAACAAUUGAUACAACAACGACUGAAGCCCCAACAACAACAACAACUACAGUUCCAACAACUGCAUCCCGAGCAACAACAACUACUACCUCACCAACGACAUCAACUGCUGCCCUAACAACAACUACUACUGGCACAACAACAACAACUACACUCCCAACAACAACAACUACAGUUCCAACAACAACAACAACUACUGCACCAACCACAACAACUGCUGCACCAACCACAACAACU